Molecule: messenger RNA, 1626 nt
Organism: Closterium sp. Naga37s-1
Lineage: Eukaryota; Viridiplantae; Streptophyta; Zygnematophyceae; Desmidiales; Closteriaceae
Source: the annotation of a GenBank genome assembly
AUGAUUCCGUGCGAAGCUGCUUCAAGUAACGGAACCGCGUCGCCUCGCGACCUCCCUAGUAGGCGCCUCGCGAUGCGGCUCCUGGUGGGUGACAGAGGCGGGGUGGUGGACGCGGCGACGCCGAGAGUCCGCACGCCGGAAAAGGGUGCGUCGCAAGGAACCGGCGGUACCCGCGGCAUGCACAGCCGUGAAUCCAAGAGCCGCGAUAACUGGUCGAGGGAGUUUCCUCUCCAAGCGGCAGAUGCGGGUCGCGAAUGGCCGCAGAGCCGUAAGCAUGGUGGCGCAAAGGCGAUGAUCCGCAGCAUUAGCGACCGCGUGGCACGCGACUCGGUGGGUCCGAACGCGACAAUCCCAACCUCCCCCGCUUCCUCUACGUCCUCCGCUUCCUCCGCUUCCUCUGCUUCCUCUCCUAAAGCGAUCCAGGGGAACGCAUCGUCCCGAGGCCGACACCCAUCGCGCGUCGCGGCGUCGGAUCCGUUGGAACGCACUCUCCCCUGCAAAACCCGUUUGAACGACGACGACACGGCGACGACGGUCCGAAGUGAAGCGACGGAUGGUGAGGAAGAUUCGGACGCCGGGUCAGUGCCGAUGCGACAGCUGCGACGCGAGAUGGACGAUCUGAGGACGCAGCUGGAGCGAUGCGUGCGAAUCAACAAAUUGCUCUCCGCGGAGCGCACGGCGAAUGAAGCCACAGCAGCCGCCCGCGUGUUAGCGUCGGAACGCGACGACUUGGUGAAGGAGCUGGAAGAGGUCCUGAAAGCGUGGUCCCAAGCUGAUGACGUGGCAGCGGCAAAGCAAAAGGAGGAACGCGCAACAGCGCAAAGAACCCGAGUGUCGCUAGAGUGGACGCGAGCAGUGUUGGCACAAGAACGGGAGGCGGUGGGGAGGGAGCGGGAGGAGCUGAAGCGGGAGAGGGAAGCGCUGCAAAAAGAUAAGGAGAGGAUUGCCAAGGACGCGGCGAAACGGGCGGCGCAAGAGGUGCAAAGCGAGCGGAGAAAGCUGCAGCAGCAAGCAGGGAUGAUGGGCGUGCAGCAGCAGCAGCACCAUGUGACUCCCGAUGGUGUGCUUGUAAGGAGCGUCAGCAUGAGCAGCACGUGCAACUGCCUCAACAGUACGAAAAGCAGUGCCGAUACGAGGUCCAACAACGAGGCGGCAACGGACCAGCAGGCAAGCAAGCAGGGGGGAAGCAGGAGCAGCAGCAACAUCAAGGUCGGUGCAUCUGCUUCAUGCAGGACCCCCUCCUGUCGGUCGGAGAGCAACCUCACUGCGUGUGCUUCCAGGGAACAGGAGCACGCGCUGACUGGGCUUCCGCACUCUGCGAGCGUAGGUGACUCCGGCCCAUCGUCUCCAAAGAAAGUCACCUCGCCGAAAGAGCGCGUGGGUCGAAUGUGGGUACUUGAGAGCUCCAGUGCGGCAGUGGCUCCUCCCCAAACUAGUGCUCCUUCCCCCCCAUCUAGAAGCCCUCGCAGUACCAGUACAGCUGGUUACAGCAGCAGCAGCAGUUUUGGUAGCGUUGGGAGUUACUCUUCUGUUUUGGACUAUGGUGCGAAGCCACCCAUGUUUCCUGGAUUGCUGCAAGACCCGAGGAUGUCAGGGAGGCGUGUGAAGUUCUCACUCAUCGAAUAA